CCUGACUCGCUUACCCUUAGAGUCGGGUAUGGAUACGAGGCGCGCUUCGGAAGUAAAGGCGUAUGGACAUGCACAACAAGCACCAGUUAAUAAGACAGAUGAAAGUAAUAAAGGUGGCAAGAGAAGGCAUCUUGAGGAUAAUGUUGUUGAAAACAACAUGAGAAAUGUGAAGUCUAGGCACUCAAGCUCUAAUUCCAUUAUUAGUGAUAGUUCUUCAUCCAUAAAGAUGGACAGCUUAGCAAACACUAGAUAUCAGAAUGGUGAGAGUGAACUAUCAUCAUCAUCAUCAUCAUCAAGCAGUUCGCCAACUGAAAAAACUUCACCACCACCACCACCACCACCUCCACAGCAAGCUGUGUUAGAAGAGCUUGAAGAUGAUUUGGAAUUGGAACAUACAAGUAAAGUGAAAUGCGAGAUGAAAGGCUUAAAGCCUGCUGAACUUAUGGCACCACCAAUUUUAAACAAGUGCUUUGCUUCUGUACCACGUGAGAAGCCAACCAUAAGGUAUGAAAUUAUUAUGUGUACCAGAAAAAUGAUCAUAAAUCUAAUUAUUCUUACAAAAUGGAAUUGAAGAUUUGUUGUAACUUUAUGAAAUAAUUAUUAAUUGAUCCUUUUUUUUCACUUUUGCAGAUUGAUCUUCACUUCUUUGUAGGCAAAAUCUAGUAAUGUAUAAUAAGAAAAAGUCAUGUACCAAGCUUUUUCUUAUUACCAAGCUUUUUCAUUAUGCCUGUGUAUGUCAUGCAAGUUGAAAUCUGUCAAUGAUGAGAGCUUGGAGAGUGUUGAAUCAACUUCAUCUAAGGAUGCUGCAGAUUCGGUUCCUCCAAUUGGGCGAACUCAAAAGGGGUUGAAGAAAUCACAAGUGUGGCAAAGAAAGUGGAAUUUGUGGGGUCUGAACCUGAUGCAGAAACAGCGAGGCGAUCAGCCAAAAUGCAGUCUUAUUAACGAAGAAGAUAUUUUAGUUGGAGGGAAUGUGGCUGAUCCUACGGUCCCUAACUCUUAGGAGAAUCUGAGGAGAGUGGCUAAUGGUGAAACCAAUGGAUCAGUAAGUCAAAAGCUUAUACGUAGCUAUAGUGUCAGCUGUCGAAAACCCACCUGCAAAAUCGAUGGUUUGUUGAGUAAUCCAAACGCUGGUGGUGAGACCAGAGGCAAUUCGGUUAAGAAAAGAGAAGAUUUUUCAUUGCAGCGUAACAGGAGUGCUCGGUAUUCACCCAAUCACGUCGACAACAAUGGUCUAUUGAGAUUCUACUUAACUCCAUUGAUCUUCACUUCUUUGUAGGCAAAAGCUCGUAAUGUAUAAUAAGAAAAAGUCAUGUACCAAGCUUUUUCUUAUUACCAAGGCUUUUCAGUAUGCCUAUGUAUGUCAUUCAAACUAUCAAGUUCUUUAAUCAUCUUGUUUCGAAAAUUGAUGAUAUGGUUCGAAAUUUUUGGUGGGAUUUUAAAAAAAAGAAUCACGGGAUCCAACUGAAGGCUUGGGACAAGUUGUGCCUUCCUAAAUCCCGUUGUAAAGGAGGAAUCUCUUGAGCACAUGUUCUUCAAUUGCAAUUUGGCUUUUCACCUAUGGCGUUCAUCCUCGUGAGGUAUCUUUUCUGUCUCUGAUACAAAUUACAGAGCAUCCAUUAUCCCUACCUCGUCUCUGCUCCACUUGGUUGAUUGGUGCCCUCCUCCUCAAGACUGGCUCAAACAGAAUUGUGAUGUAAAAGUGGGGAUGGAGCACAUGUGUAUUGCAAUUGUUGCUAGAGACCACCUUAGUGAGGUGGUUUGGGAGAAUACAACAAAAUUGAAUUUUUCAGACGCACUUUGUGGUGAGGAUGUCGUGUUUGCUUGGCUUCGGAGUUGGCAAAGGAUGGAUAAUGGCUACAAGUUUAUUAUUGUGGAAACUAAUUCUAAAAUAGUGAUCAAUUCAAUCAAUGGCGUGAAACCUAGAUGAAAAAUUAGAAACUACUCUUUGUUUUGUAAAAGAAUCAUUCUUUCCUUUGUAGACUAUUUAUUUUGUAAUACUGUCAGAACUUGUAAUUUUAUGACCCAUAAUGUAGUAAAGUGGGUCUUUACACACAACUGGUUUGGUCGUUUAUCUAUAUCGUCCAUUCCUAAGAACAUACUUUGUAAUGACCGCGAGGUCUAAUUUUUUCUAAUCUAUG
Molecule: messenger RNA, 2138 nt
Organism: Cannabis sativa
Lineage: Eukaryota; Viridiplantae; Streptophyta; Magnoliopsida; Rosales; Cannabaceae
Exons: 2
Coding region: 29-571 (180 amino acids)
Source: RefSeq, a predicted model, not a curated record